AUGUUCGCGAAAUCGCUGUUAAAAACGGCUAUGCCGGUCACCAAAGGUGGGAUCGGCUUGCGGUGCUAUGCUCAGCUACCGCUCCGUGUACCCAUCAAGAUUCCAAACGGUGUCGAGUACGAACAGCCCACAGGGCUGUUCAUCAAUAACAAAUUUGUGCGGGCCAAGCAAGGCAAGACGUUCGAAGUGAUCAGCCCCGCAACUGAGGAGACCAUCACUCACGUGUACGAGGCACGUGAGGACGACGUGGAAGAGGCGAUCGCUGCAGCGGACGCGGCGUUCAAAAGCGGAGUAUGGUCGCAGGCAGAUCCGUUGGUGCGGGCCAACGCCCUCCACAAGCUUGCAGGCUACAUCGAAGAGCAUCAGGACAUCGUGGCGUCUAUCGAGACCCUCGACAACGGCAAAGCGAUCAACAGCGCACGGGGCGACGUGCAGCUAGUCAUCAACUACCUGCGGUCGUGCGCUGGCUGGUGUGACAAAGUGGACGGCCGGCUCAUCAACACUGGAAAUACCCAUUUUUCCUACACCGUCAAGCAGCCAUUGGGUGUUUGCGGUCAAAUUAUCCCCUGGAACUUCCCACUUUUGAUGUGGGCUUGGAAAGUUGGUCCUGCUUUGGCAACCGGUAACACCGUGGUUCUCAAGACUGCGGAAUCCACUCCACUCUCUGCUCUGUACGUUUCGCAAUUUGUGCCCAAGUCUGGAAUCCCACCGGGUGUUGUGAACAUCGUCUCCGGCUUUGGUAAGAUCGUCGGUGAGGCUUUAACUACACAUCCCAAGAUCAAGAAGAUUGCGUUUACGGGAUCCACCGCUACCGGUCGUCAUAUUUAUCAAAAUGCUGGUCAAAACUUGAAGAAGGUCACCUUGGAACUGGGCGGUAAGUCUCCUAACGUUGUUUUCUCUGACGCUGACAUCAAGCAAGCCGUUCAAAACGUCAUCCUGGGUAUUUACUACAACAGUGGUGAAGUAUGCUGUGCUGGAUCUAGAGUUUACGUGGAGGAAUCUGCUUACGAGCAAUUCUUGGAUGAAAUGAAAGCUGCUGCUGAAGGUGUUAAAGUCGGAGACCCUUUCGAUGAGUCCACUUUCCAAGGAUCUCAAACCUCUCAGAUGCAACUCAACAAGAUUUUGAAGUAUGUUGAAAUUGGUAGAGACGAAGGUGCCAGAUUGAUUACUGGUGGUGAAAGAAUUGGCAACAAGGGCUACUUCGUCAAGCCCACUGUUUUCGGCGACGUCACCGAGGACAUGCGUAUUGUGAAGGAAGAAAUCUUUGGCCCAGUUGUCACGAUCAGUAAGUUCAAGACUAUGGAUGAAUUGAUCGACAUGGCAAACGACUCUGAGUAUGGUUUGGCCGCAGGCGUCCACACCACCAACAUCAACAAAGCACUUGAAGUUGCCAACAAAGUCAACGCGGGUACUGUGUGGGUCAACACCUUUAACGAUUUCCACCACAGUGUGCCAUUUGGCGGGUUCAACGCUUCUGGUAUUGGUAGAGAGAUGGGCAGCGAGGCUUUGGAUAACUACACCCAAACCAAGGCUGUGCGUGUGAAGCUCACAUCCGAGGCCAAGCCUUAA
This is a messenger RNA of Lachancea meyersii CBS 8951, 1569 nucleotides long. The record is from the annotation of a GenBank genome assembly. NCBI's taxonomy places the organism in Eukaryota, Fungi, Ascomycota, Saccharomycetes, Saccharomycetales, Saccharomycetaceae.